AUGGCGCUCGCUGCUGGUGUCUCUGUUGCUGCCGCAGCCUCUGCUGCGCUUGCUGUCCUCGGCGCAAGGAAGGUCUACAAGUCCCUGACAGCUGAACGUGGCUGCACCCUGCCUAGCCUCAGGGCUGUCACAUCUCACUCAGCCAUUGCUUACCCCGAAGACUACUAUCCUGGCGGGAGCUAUGCUGACCUGUCGUUCGGAGAGACUCACUACUUUUUGUUUGGACCUGAGGAUGGCAAAAAGGUUGUGUUUGUUCAUGGCCUCUCGACACCAGCCUCGGUCUAUGAUAAGGUCGCUCGCCACAUGGCCAACAAUGGCUGCCGGGUUCUCCUCUACGAUCUCUACUCUCGUGGCUAUACUGUCGGACCCGCUGUGGCCCAUGACCCUUUGCUCUAUGUGACCCAGCUGCACGAUUUGCUUAAGCAUGUCGGGUGGAAAAGAUGCAACUUUGUCGGUUUAUCAUUGGGCGGAGGCAUUGUAGCCUGCUACGCUCAUCGGUUCCCAGAAGCUGUCGAGUCCCUGACGUUUAUCGCCCCAGGAGGCCUCUUGUCUCCCUCUGACAUCCCCUGGGUCGGCAAAAUUUUCUUGUUGCCCUACAGCGAGGAAAUCUUCUCGCACAAGUCCAUCAAGGGCUACUUCUCUACAAAGAAUAUCGAGUCGAUGCGAAACGAGUUCAAGAGCGAGCCCAAAGUGCCGGAAUGCAUCGAUGAAGCCUGCAAAAUCUUGGCUCUGCAAUUUCAGCAUCAUGCAGGAUAUGCACGUGGACUCAUGUCGACCCUGAGACGGUUCCCGUUGACAGAGUUGAGACCAGAGUACGCAGCGUCUCAACAACAAGCGUACCCUGUGCAGGUCAUCUGGGGUACGAAGGACGCGGUUGUGCCGGGCACGACCAUCGACACACUUCAGCAGCUCGUUCCCCGCGUCAAGGUGACGCGCGUCGAGGGUGCGACCCACAGCAUUGUGAUGACCCAUCCGAACGCCAUUAUUGAGCAGCUGGAGCCUAUUGUGCGUUGA
Messenger RNA from Gamsiella multidivaricata, 1014 nucleotides. RefSeq names its product Alpha/Beta hydrolase protein. Lineage: Eukaryota; Fungi; Mortierellomycota; Mortierellomycetes; Mortierellales; Mortierellaceae. The coding region runs from base 1 to 1014 and encodes 337 amino acids. The record is from RefSeq and is a predicted model, not a curated record. The transcript has 7 exons.